Messenger RNA from Lathyrus sativus (Indian pea), 384 nucleotides. Lineage: Eukaryota; Viridiplantae; Streptophyta; Magnoliopsida; Fabales; Fabaceae. The record is from the annotation of a GenBank genome assembly.
AUGAUGAAAACCACUGAAAUGGAGUCACUAAUACCUAAACCAACUAGGUACUUACGGAGGCGGCGAUAUCAGCGCCUCGACGCUGAUGGCGCCGCCGCCGGUGACGGGAAGAAAGCAAAGGUUAUAAGGUUGAGAAGAAGGCAGUGGAGGAUGAGAGUAGUUCCGAGGUUAACAUGGGCUAUUAGAUCCCCGUUGAAGAUGUGGACAAAGCUUAAGAACACUUAUGAGAAGUUUAUGUUGAGGUCGAUGAACUCUGAGACAACGUUUGGAAAUCAAAAGACUCGCGAUGUUUCUAAGGAUUAUUCGAGGGAUGCUUUUGAGGCUAGGCUUAUAUUUGAGAUCUCUAAAGCUUUGGUUGCUUCUCAUGAACUAAAUUCCAAGUAA